UUCAUCUUCUGCGUUGUACCAGUGGCUAGGAAGGAGAGACAGAGAGAGGAGCACUUUGGUGUUGUGUUGUGUUUACAUGUUAACACGUGUAGUCAACUAUUAGCAUAUCAUAUUUCGCUGUGUGUACAUAAUGUGUACAACCGGAUGUAAAACGUGCUGUGGGAAUCAAUUCCAGAAGUCUGACGGACUUUCCAAAAUGUGGAUUUAAAGUUUCUUUUUCUUCUCUUUUAAUUAAAAAAAAAAAAAACACUAUUUUUGGAAGCGGGUAAUUUUUCUGGAGAAUGUUUAAGAUUUCAGAUGAAACGAGAUAAUGGAGCUGGCUAGCUGUUAGAAAUAGAAUUGCAGAUUUUUUGUUUCAGAUCAGUUGGAUUGUCAGUUUACUGAGUCAAAUAAAAGCUUGUAUACAAAGUUGAACUAAUAGAAACAAUGAAACCAUUGUAAAGUGUCUGUUUGGCUAUGAGCUGUGCACUGAGAUCCCCUGAGAAUGGAGUGGUCAAACAAUGAGUACCCCACAGAGUACAUAGACAUUGUGAAUGAAAUCAAUGACUUUAUUGCCUCACUAGAUGCCCCUCCGCUGGACAAUCACACUAAUGAACUGGUGGGCAAUGCCCACAGAGGGAAUACGUUUGGACAGCACGUAGAGGGAGGCUAUCCUGAUAUAUCAUGGUCUCCACGUAGUCGUCAUGGUAGUGGGGAGAAAAGUGGUGCGGUAGUGCAAAAGGAGGAGGAUGCCAGCGAUAAGACCAUGCCUUUUCCACUCCUGGAGGAGAACCCUUAUGAUUACAUUGGUUCUGACAGGUCAAGAUCAACAGACUUUGGAGACAGUGACUAUAGUGAUAUUAGUAUGGUGAGCAAUGAAACUGCUGACAGUGACAGUGGCUGUUACAGCCACUACCAGUUUCCCAGAAGUGACACUUUGGCUGUCCAAAGGGACGUCAGUGGGCUUACCUCUUCCCCUGUAAAACUAGCUUCCUCCUGCCCAUCCAAUUUCUCAUCUAGUUUUUCUUCUUCCCCACAUUCACUUUCAGGUCAUGUGAGAGCAUCCCCAUUGAUAGCACAGUCUUCAUCAUCUCCACGCCAUGUGCAGCAUCAGUUUGGUUACUCCUCAGUAAGACCACAAUCACCAGAUCGUCUAAGUGCAGAAUACCACUGUGAGCCGUUCUUGGACAGCGUUGACCAAAAGUUUCACCAGGUAGGUUCAAGUGCUCAUUCCCUUGCAGCAUCCUUGAGCCAGGCUCCUCAGUGGAACCCAGCUGACCACCACGACUACCAGGAGCCAAGCAACAUCCCCAAAAUCCCAGAAUCACCUGUCCCCCAAAGACGAUCCCCAACAAAAGCCAACAAGCCAUCAGAUCACAACCCAAACCCUCUCUCUACCUCUCCUUCAAUCCAUUCUGAGUCAGCAGGCCUUAAAGUUUCAAAUGAGGCAGUAAGAGACAAUGUUUAUUCAGUCAUAAGUAAAAACACUCCAGCCAAAUUAAACAUAAACAACAGGUGGCCUCCGUCCAACCAAGCGAGUGACCCAUUACUCCAAAGUCAGACAGGGCCGAAAGCAAGCAAUCUAACCACACCACCAAAACAGCGAGAUAACAAGUUCAAAGAUCCAAGCUCAGAGAAAGUAGAAAAUUCCCCAAGACAGCAACCAGUAAAUAAAGUGCCAGACCUAUCAGUGCUUAUCUCUGAACUUCGCUCAGCUAGCCCUAGGUCAGACCUUUCUCCAAACUCAAAGUUUACAGCUUGUGCCCAUUCAGAACGAGGCCCUUUACCUUCUACACCUGGUCAGUGCCAAAAACCAUCUGCCAACACAGAUCAGCAAAUUCAAGCAGACAAGGUUGAUCCCAAGCCAGCCAUCUCCAAGAGAGCAGAUCCUGAAGGGCAUACUCUUGACAGACAGUCAAGAUCAGCCAAGCAGCUGUCAGGCCGUUCACAGCGGUCAGAAAGUCAGUCGCCAAUCAGUUUACAUCGAAAAGGAACUUCUGGGACAGCUCACAAACAUCUGGCCAAUGGUGGGAGGUGCAAGAGUGAGAGUCCUGAGCAUGAUUACGAACCAAUAGAAAAUUUAUUGGAACUGGAAGUGCCAGCGACACCACGGCCUCAGACCAAGUUCCCUCACUUUCAGGGGCAGAAAACUAUGGCUGAGUCUGGGGGACAGCAGCCUAAACAUGUAAAAGCUAUCCACAGCUUUAAAGGAUCUAACAACGAUGAGUUGUGUUUCAAGAAAGGGGACAUCAUAACAGUGACCCAGAGCUGGGAUGAAGGCUGGUGGGAAGGGACACUGAAUGGACGGACUGGAUGGUUUCCUAGCAACUAUGUGAAAGAGAUCAAAGGAGAAGUGAGCUACAAGAACAAGACCGGAGAUGUGCCAGUCUACAAGAGAGAAAGUAUGCAGCUCUACCACAAUGUGGUCUUAAAAAAUGUGAUUGAGACAGAGAAAACUCAUGUGACAGAAAUGAUUAAAGUUCUUCAGAUGUAUAUCAAACCAAUAGAGCCUACCAACAUACUCACACCUCCAGAAUACACUCUGUUAAUAGGGAACUUUGAAGAGAUUAUAGCAUUCCAACAGUCAUUCUUGGCAGCUUUAGAAGAAUGUGAAAAAUUACCUCCCUAUCAGAGAAGAAUCGGUGGUAUUUUUAUGCAGUUUGCUCAGAGUAUCAAAGAACUCUACCAAUCCUACUGUGCUAAUCAUCCCAAAGCUGUCUCAAUUGUACAGAAAAAAAGAGAAGAAUUAAGUAAAUUUAUAGAAUCCCAAGGUGCUACUGCACCAGGAGCACAGACACUAAUAACUAUAUUAUCUAAACCUUUUACACGAUUAGAGAAAUAUCCAAGUCUUUUAAAAGAACUAGAGAGGCAUGUUGAGGAGAGUCAUCCAGAUAGAGGGGACACACAGAGAGCUAUAGAAGUCUACAAAACUAUCAAUAACUCUUGUGUGGAAAUCAGAAGGUUAAAAGAGAUGGAACAUGAAAUUGUGACCAGUGUUAUACAGGGCUGGGAAGGAGAGGAGAUUGCCAAGCUAGGGGAGGUAGUCCAUUUAUCCCAAGUCAAGAUGGUCACUCAAACUGGUGAAAAGUUUGAGAGGAUAUUUGUUUUGUUUCCUUCUUGUCUGGUCAUGUUGUCCAUGACUCCUCGUCUCAGCAGCUAUCAAUAUGAGGGGAAAAUCCCACUGAGUGGUUUAACAAGCAAUCCAUGUGAAAGUGCAGAUGUGUCCCAAAAUGCCUUUGAGAUUUCAGGUCCUAUGAUAGAGAAGAUCACUGUUCUCUGCGGGACCAAAGGUGAGGUGACGGCAUGGCUGGACAUUCUGCAUCAAACACUGACUCAGUCUGUGAACCCUGCUCCUUCCUCUAAGCCCCAGUCGCUCCAGGUUCACAUGAUCUCCACUUCACAGCCUAGUGUCAGUACAGUUGUGUCUGCCAAGACAGCCCAGAUCUCAAACAAUCCACCGAAAGCUCCGCCACCCCAGUUUCCUUUGUCUACAAAACCAUCCAGUGUGUGGAGCUUGACCUGCCUGCGACCAUCUCCACCCACCCGACCCACCUUGAUGUGUCGUGAUGAAGUGCUCAAAUCCCCCAGGGCCGCCCGUAAGACUACCAACAAGAGGAAGCCAGUGAGAACAUAUUCAGGGGAGGAUACUGACUGGCACAGUAAAAAUGAUCCCAAAGUCUACAAUGAAGAUGCAUUCAUACUGCAGGUGAUAGAAGCUUACUGCAACAGUGUCAAGACUAGGCACACAGUCAACUCAUACAAAAUAGAAGGGGCCAAAAAGCAACUGAGUGAGGAAGGGAAAGCUAUUCUCAAUAGUCCUCAAAUUCUCCUCGCUGAAGAGGAAAAAAUCAUUGAUGAGACAGAACAACAGGAACGGACUGUGGUCGACACUGUAUAUGCACUACAAGACAGAGUCCGAGAGCUAGAACAGGAGCAGCGUAAAAUAAAACAAGAACUGGAGGAAGAGCGUCGAUGUCGCAAGAAACUGGAGACCCUGGUCCGGCAGCAGUUGAUUAAGACAAAUAUAGUGGAUGGCGUCCAAGACUGUGUGUCUUGAUUAGACCUUACCUCUCUUGUCCCCAGUUAUUGUGAACUUUGAAGCAAUCAACUAGUUCAACUGAUCUCAAGGUUCAUGUUUAAAUGCCUCACAUGACUUAUGUCUUAAAAUGAUUACCAGAAAGAACAAAAGAUUCGCCAGCCUCAUGUGAAUGUAUGCAGUGAUUUAUUGUGUACAUACAGCCAGUGAGACAGAGGAGCCCAUCUAGGAUAGUCGGUAGAGAUUGUAUAAAAAAAAAUUGUGUUGUUGUUUGCUUUGAAAGACUUGAUUUAAAAUGUGAACUUUUGUUUAGAUCUCAGAUUGUAAAUGAUGAAUCAUGUUUUUUUUUUUUAUUUUAGAAUGUGUUUUAGAAUGUUUUUGUUGAAUCCUAAUCGGGGCAAACAAAUUGUCAAUCAUUCUGAGCAAAAAAAAAAUUUUACAUUUUGUACAAUUCACUGUAAGAAUAGUCUCUAUCUCCUCCUAUGCUAUGUAUUUGAUAAACAUCAAGCAGUACUUGUGCCACCUAGAUAGCAUGACCAUGCCAAAAUUUACACUCCAGAGACAUCUCAAUCAACUCUUUGCCUUCAUUUUGUAUUGAUUUCAACUUAAAGUGAAGCUGGUCACAAAAGCAGAAGUGGAGCCAUUAAACCAAUUGAUCAGAACACUUGGGCUGAGUCGGCAGUAGUCAACUAGUUUCUUUACACUAGCGUGAUAUAGAUCAGAGACCAAAGUAAAGCUGAUCAAGGUCAACUCUAACUGGUUUAAAGACGAAUGUCACUGACAUAUCAAAAUAUUUAUUCUAGUCUCCUUGAAAUGAGCAACAAAUUCUAUGUUUAAUUGUUUUAUCGACUGCUACUGGCAAAUUUAUAAAUUGUAUGAAUGAGAAAAAAAUUAUUUUUGAAUUUCUAAUACCAUUAAAGUUAUUUUAUUUCUGUUCAUUUGUAUUACUCCUGUGUGCAAAAAAAAAGUAGGCCUUUUAAACCUUUCAAUUUAAAGGAAAGAUGAUGUAAUGGUCAUCUGUUUCUUGCGGAAGACUUUCUUUGUAAUUAGGAAGCAGCUGUAAAGGGUGAACAGAAGAAUUUAUGUUUUUUCAAGUUUUACUAUUAGGUCAGACUUUCUUCAAGUCAAAAGGUGGUCACAAGUCAAAAAUUGGAAUGAUUUAUUUUGAUCUAAGAUGUCAAAGAUUAACUAAGUUGAUAAAUCAUUUGGCUAAUAACAAGAAUGUUGUUAGUUCAAAUGACAUCAAAUAUUGAAAUGACCUUUACUAUUUGAACAUACAGUGGACUUUUUUUUUUUAAUUCUAUUUUUUUGUUGUUGAAAGAGUCAUUGGUAUAAGUUGAACUAGGUAGAGACCACUGGUGUAACAAAACUUAUACUAAGAAAUACUUGUAUCAGUCAUUGGUAUAAGUUGAACUAGGUAGAGACCACUGGUGUAACAAAACUUAUACUAUGAAAUACUUGUAUCAGUCAUUGGUAUAAGUUGAACUAGGUAGAGACCACUGGUGUAACAAAACUUGUACUAUGAAAUACUUGUAUCAGUCAUUGGUAUAAGUUGAACUAGGUAGAGACCACUGGUGUAACAAAACUUAUACUAUGAAAUACUUGUAUCUGUCAUUGGUAUAAGUUGAACUAGGUAGAGACCACUGGUGUAACAAAACUUAUACUAUGAAAUACUUGUAUCAGUCAUUGGUAUAAGUUGAACUAGGUAGAGACCACUGGUGUAACAAAACUUAUACUAUGAAAUACUUGUAUCAGUCAAUUGGUAUAAGUUGAACUAGGUAGAGACCACUGGUGUAACAAAACUUAUACUAUGAAAUACUUGUAUCAGUCAAUUGGUAUAAGUUGAACUAGGUAGAGACCACUGGUGUAACAAAACUUAUACUAUGAAAUACUUGUAUCUGUCAUUGGUAUAAGUUGAACUAGGUAGAGACCACUGGUGUAACAAAACUUAUACUAUGAAAUACUUGUAUCAGUCAAUUGGUAUAAGUUGAACUAGGUAGAGACCACUGGUGUAACAAAACUUAUACUAUGAAAUACUUGUAUCAGUCAAUUGUUUUUUUUUAUUUUUUUAAUUCUAAUUUUCACUUUAUUAGCUGGUUUACUGUCAUUAAGCUCGGCUUUUAAAGUCACUUUUGUUUCACUUAGAGUGGGAACUUUUAAGGUGUGAUGCUUGUUUUCUAGUUACAUAUGUAAUGAGCACACAAGCCUAGAAUGACUUUGGCCAAAACAAUUAUAACCUUGUGAUCAGUGGGGGGGGGGAGGGGGGGGGGUUGAAUUCAUUUUCUGCUGCUUUUAAGAUUGUAUACAGAUGGACAAGUGUUUAUGGAGCUGAUUGAAACUGCUGUUUUGAAUGAGAUCAAGGUCCAUGUGAUUAUGAUCAUUGGCUUCUUGUAUUUAUUUCUUUUUAUGUUUUAUAUCUAUACAUUUUAUCCUGUGUCCAUUAAAAACUGUUCAAUAAUAAAAUCAAUAUUUAACUAAGA
This is a messenger RNA of Biomphalaria glabrata, 6495 nucleotides long. Its product is annotated as rho guanine nucleotide exchange factor 7. Bases 485 to 4036 code for a protein of 1183 amino acids. The record is from RefSeq and is a predicted model, not a curated record. Lineage: Eukaryota; Metazoa; Mollusca; Gastropoda; Planorbidae. Gene Ontology annotation, molecular function: protein binding; guanyl-nucleotide exchange factor activity. The transcript has 21 exons.